Messenger RNA from Polychytrium aggregatum, 809 nucleotides. Its product is annotated as symbiosis-related protein. The transcript is spliced from 4 exons. Gene Ontology annotation, molecular function: phosphatidylethanolamine binding. The coding region runs from base 330 to 686 and encodes 118 amino acids. Gene Ontology annotation, cellular component: cytosol; fungal-type vacuole membrane; autophagosome. Lineage: Eukaryota; Fungi; Chytridiomycota; Chytridiomycetes; Polychytriales. Gene Ontology annotation, biological process: macroautophagy; cellular response to nitrogen starvation. The record is from RefSeq and is a predicted model, not a curated record.
CGCCAGCCCCCCUCCCUCAUCGCCCCGCCAUCCACUCCACCAUCCCAGGCCGCAUCCCGUUUCCGUCGGCCGGUCGACAGCGCAUUUCUCUGCCUGGGCAACUGGCGACCUCUCCUGCAAGCCAAGCGGGCUCGCACCUCCCAGCAACUCAUCCUCGAAGUUGCAUAUCGACGGAAACCGACAUCCUCGCCCAUAGCCACCCCGCAUCGAGUCAUUUUUCCUCCCGAGCUGCCGGUGAAAUAUCACCCACCCCCGAGCACAAGCAACAUCAUCUCUAGUGCCUGAGUCGCAUCCAGCGUUCCAAGCACAAGCUGCCUACCCGUUCCGCGAUGGUCAGAUCCAAAUUCAAAGAUGAGCAUCCCUUUGAGAAGCGCAAGGCCGAGGCCGAUCGCAUCCGUCUCAAAUAUCCAGACCGCAUUCCGUGCAUCGUCGAGAAGGCUGAGAAGAGCGAUAUUGCCUCGAUCGACAAGAAGAAAUAUCUCGUUCCAAACGACUUGACCGUCGGCCAGUUCGUCUAUGUCAUCCGAAAGAGAAUCAAUCUCGCCCCGGAGAAGGCCAUAUUUGUCUUUGUCAACAACAUCCUGCCGCCCUCGGCCUCGCUGCUGACACAGGUCUAUCAGGAGCACAAGGAUGAAGAUGGAUUUCUGUACAUUGUAUACUCAAGCGAGAACACAUUCGGCAAUUAAGUACGUCAUCAAGCCUUCAGUUCGCACGAAGUUGUAGCGAUCGUCGCGACUCCAUCUUAGCAAUUCGAACCGAUGUGAUCGUGUGUGGGCGCUGUGCUAAAUACAAAUGCAGCUUUACAACGA